CAUGGAAAGGAACAGAAACCGGGCCAAGAGAGCAAAUUUUUUUUUUUCCCUUCCAUCUUUGCUUUUGUGGAGGGUUGGUUGCCAGUUGCUAAAGCGGCAGGACCGUGAUGGCGGGCAGACGCGUUUUUCUCCCUCGCUAUCUCCUAGUCGCCGAGAACAGCAAGCCGGCAUGAUUGGAAGGAAACGGAAUGGAUGGACUUUGCAAAAGUGGAUCGCAGGAGGAACGCGGACUGGUCCAAAUCGAGUGGCUGCAACCAUGGCGCCGGUCGGGAAAAAAGAGUAAGGGGGGCGACAGCCAACGAGAACAGGUGCACGCCGGUGGAACUCCCAGACAAUGUGUUUACCGUGGGUCCGCCGAUCAACAAACCAGCGCUUGUGCUUGGGGGUUCUUGGGGGGUCUUGGGUGGUCUUGGGGGGGGUCUUUGCUUGGGAAAGCGAAAGUGGGCGGCGUUGGCCACCCUCCAAGAGCCGCUAGUGGAGCGUUCGGUCCAUAGAAAAACACUGAAAACACUGAAAACACUAAAAACACACUCAAAAAUACUUGUGCUAAAGCAGCCAAAUGAGCCAAACCCAUGGGUGACCGUCGCUGCUUUUGCCGCCUUUCGCCGCCGGGCCCAGCCCCCCCUGACGCCAGCUCCCCUUCUUUCCCUUCCUUUCCCUUCAUCACCCACCCCCGGCUCCUGUGAGUCAGCCUAUAUAAAGGCCCAACCUCCCACUUUCCUGACUCUGUUGGAAUUUUGAAUCUGGUCUUGGCACCGCCCGGAAAGCCAUACACACUCUUCCCGCCCGAUAUCCUCCCCCCUUCCUAUCCCCCCCCUUAUCCUCUCCACUCGUACAGUUCACAGAGCCGCUAAAUUGUUAGCUGUCUCUACUGUUUUUCGCGCUGGUCUAAGAUUCCCGGGAAGAAGUUCUUAGGAAGCCAAGAAUU
Messenger RNA from Aspergillus japonicus CBS 114.51, 928 nucleotides. RefSeq lists its product as uncharacterized. The record is from RefSeq and is a predicted model, not a curated record. NCBI's taxonomy places the organism in Eukaryota, Fungi, Ascomycota, Eurotiomycetes, Eurotiales, Aspergillaceae. Bases 193 to 741 code for a protein of 182 amino acids. The transcript has a single exon.